GCUUCCUCUUUGGUCUCAGCUUUUUUUUCACCUCUGGAAGUUCGUGGUAGAAGAAGAAUAAGAUGAUGAAGAAGUUGUCCAUCACCUCCAUUUUAGCCUAUACAGCCCUUCUCCUUACUUCUAUGCUUUUGUGUUUAGCAGAGACUCCAGUGAGCUUCAAGGGUCAAGGUAGCAGUCCCAGUGGGACUCCCAAGGAUGGGUUACUAAAGAAGGAGGAAGCUGGAAUGGAGAGGUUCCCAAUAGGAUCAAUCUUGCCUGACUGUGCACAUGCAUGUGGGCCAUGCUUUCCAGGCAAGAGGGCGAUGGUGAGCUUCAGCAAGUGUUCCAUUGCAGAGUCUUGCCAUAUUGUCUACAGAUGUAGAUGCAGAGGGAGAUUCUAUCAUGUUCCUUCAAACUGAUUCAUCCAUGCUUGUAUCUCUAUUUCAAGAACAUUAGUUGCAGUUUUAAGCUGUACGAGAAUUGUGAGCUAUGUGUAGAAUGAGGGUAUAGAAGCUAGUUUUUUGUAUUGGUAGGAUAGACCCUUCCUUAUCUUGUCCCUCUUUUUAGUGUUUUUGAUGGUUGUAAUGUCUCCAAUCUCGAUUUCGAUUGAUUCAUAUUGGAUUUCUAGGGUUAGGGCAUAUUUUCACUGAUUCUGAUUGACUCCUAAUUGAAGUCGAUCUCGAUUAUUUUCGAUCAGGAUCUCGAUUCUAACUUGUAUCUAUAAGAGGAUUCUUGAAUCUAGGAUGGUUUGCUUUAUCUUAUAAUAUACAAGGAAAAUCUUGUUGUAA
This is a messenger RNA of Macadamia integrifolia, 767 nucleotides long. Its product is annotated as protein EPIDERMAL PATTERNING FACTOR 2-like. NCBI's taxonomy places the organism in Eukaryota, Viridiplantae, Streptophyta, Magnoliopsida, Proteales, Proteaceae. The transcript has 2 exons. Gene Ontology annotation, biological process: guard cell differentiation; stomatal complex development. The record is from RefSeq and is a predicted model, not a curated record. The coding region runs from base 63 to 398 and encodes 111 amino acids.